AUGGCGCCUCGAACUUACGGCAAGAAGAAGAGCUCGCUCUUCAAGGCUUUGAGCUCGCGUCGCCGCCGCCGAUCUACCGCUGCCUCGCCAUUUGAUGAAUCCCAUGAAGAUGAUAACGGCGAGUCGGGCUUGGAGCCUUUUCCAGCCUUUGACGAGAACGCUGGUCUCUCGCGACCACCCCACGCGGGCCAGCCUACCACCUCCCCUGUGGUCGAUGCCGAUGAGAUUGAACGGAAGGUCUCUGCCAUGUUGGCAGCAACCCAGGCUCUCAAGCCAAAGACACCUCACCCCAAAGGCGCCGCGGCGUCGAAGGUCUCGCGCAUGGUUCCAUCCGUAUUGGCCAAGAUGUCAAACGCUUGGGACAGACUCAGCAGCAGACCAGCCACCCCAGAAUCUACUGAAGCCGCCAAGAUUCGAAAAGAAGCAAUCCGACAUAACGUCGACGGCCCUGCGUUGCGGUCAACCACUCACAUACCGGCUCCGCCAGCCCACAUUUCGACCGAGACCACGGCGCUGCGCCGCACCGAAGGCACAAACUUGAACAAGAGAAAGGCUCAAAGGAUCCCUGGGGCGAACAUGAGCGGCAAGCUGACCUCCAGCGCUCGCAAGUCCUUGAAAACGGAUCAGGCUGUCGAUGUUUCCGGCGGCGAGCCAACCGCGCUGCAGCCCCCAAGUGAUUUAGAAGUCUGGCGAAUGUUUGUCGAAAUGGGCGAGGCUGGUGACCCAGCCCGAAUGGCCGCGCAUGGGUCCGACUGCCCUUUUGGCUCCGAAGCGGGAUUCGAGCAGAAUCUCGAAGAUAGGAUCUUGAACACCCAGCCGACCGGAUCCUCCACGCCUCGACCUGGCUCACCAUGCAAGUCAUCCAACGCCUCUGACCCAAAGUCUGCGUACCCUUCCGAGGGGGAAAGUCUCGCGUCGGAUGUUAAGGUCAAUCUGGCCAAAGUUGCUGUCAAGCUUGGAGAUGACGAGGCGAGGGCCACGAUUCGCCAGGUUGAUGUGAAGCAGAGCGCCUCGGUGAAGGGUACCGCUCUAGCUUCAGGCGCCGAUCGACGGGCCAAAUCAAAUGUCUUUGAUCGCAUCAACGCCAUCAAGGGGGAGGAGAGGCAGAAGAAGCACCCUUCCCCGAGCAAGCAAGAGCUGGAGAAUCUUGAGCUGGCUUUACAGUGGUACCUCCCGCUGAAAGCCACCAAGCCAGAUCCUCAUGUUGACUAG
Purpureocillium takamizusanense is the source of this 1212-nucleotide messenger RNA. RefSeq lists its product as uncharacterized. The record is from RefSeq and is a predicted model, not a curated record. Lineage: Eukaryota; Fungi; Ascomycota; Sordariomycetes; Hypocreales; Ophiocordycipitaceae. The coding region runs from base 1 to 1212 and encodes 403 amino acids. The transcript is spliced from 2 exons.